GGUGUAAAUUGAGACUGUGAAAAGGGAUGUUUGUGUGAGGCUUAAGUGUGUACUCUCGGAUGAUUCCAGGUGUUCUGCUGCCUCUUUAUUUGCUGCAAAAUGGAUCAGAUCACACCAACAACAUUCAGUGACGAUUACUGGGAGUUUGGCGACUAUGAUAAUUAUACUGCUAACGUGAGUGCAAGCAAUGCAGCCCCAUGCAUGCCAGACGACAUCUAUGGUUUUGCACGCCGCUAUGCCCCUGUGGUGUACAUCCUGGUGUUCAUCCUGGCUGCAGUGGGUAACAUUCUAGUGCUGUGUGUGCUCCGGCGCUACCGAAACUCUCAGAGCGGAGGGGCCUGCGCCUUCUCUCUCACUGACACCUUCCUCCUUCACUUGGCCAUCUCUGACCUUCUGCUGGCCUUCACGCUGCCCCUGUUUGCAGUGCAGUGGGCCCACCAGUGGGUAUUCGGCUUGGCUGCUUGCAAGAUCUCAGGUGCCCUCUUCUGCCUGAACCGCUUCAGUGGCAUUCUCUUCCUUGCCUGUGUCAGCUUUGACCGCUACCUGGCCAUUGUCCACGCUAUCAGCUCUGGCUGGAAGCGCAACUCCUGCCACGCCCAGAUUGCGUGCACCUUUAUCUGGGUGGGGUGCCUGGGCCUGAGCGCGGUGGAUAUCACCUUUAAGCAGGUGGUGGAGGUGGAUUCCCUGGGCCAGCCAGGCCAGCCAGUGUGCCAGACAUGGUUCAUCCAAAACUCUCUGCAGUGGCAGGUGGGGCUGCAGCUGGUCAGCAUGGUUCUUGGUUUUGGAUUCCCUCUACUGAUCAUGCUCUACUGCUACAUCCGGAUCUUCAAGUCACUGUGCAAUGCUACUCGCCGCCAAAAACGCAAGUCCCUCCGCCUCAUCAUCUCCCUGGUGUCUGUAUUUGUUCUCUGCUGGGCACCCUACAACUGCUUCCAGCUGGCAGACAGCCUGCAGAGGCUGGGUGUGAUUAAAGGUGGUUGCCUGUUUGGCCGUGCAGUGGACAUUGGGACCCUGGUUACUGAGAGUCUGGGGUUGUUGCACUGUGCCCUAAACCCUCUGCUGUAUGGAUUUGUGGGGGUGAAAUUCAGGAGAGAGCUGGCCAAGAUGUGCAAGGAGCUGUUAGGUCAGAGAGGCUGGCACAGGCAUGUGGAAUGGAGGCCGAGGAAGAUGAGAAAGAUCACUGGAUCGUUCAGCUCCGUAGAGAGCGAAAACACAUCCUACUCCGUGAUGGCAUGAACCUUGACACAAUGAGAAGGGAAAAGAGAGAGAUGAAUGGCAAAUGUGUGUGUGUGUGUGUGUGUGUGUGUGUGGGUUGCAGGGGGCUAAGUGAAUGAAUUUCAGAAAGAAAAGAGGAGCACUGUUCAAAAAAAACAAAAAAAAAAAACAAAAAAACAAAAAACAAAGACCUUAAAAACUGUUCUCUAAAUAUUACAGAUUACUGUGUGUGAUGUGUUUAUUCCUCUUGUGCUUCACGGACCAUAGACUGUGCCACUCACAACAACUUGUCUUGUUUUUCUGAAAACAUUCUGUCAUUCUGAAACUACAGACUCAAGUUGCUCAAAGUGACAAAAGAAAGCGUACACGAGUGCCUACAUGUCAGUACUUGCGUAGAAUGUGUUUUUGUGAGAAGUCCUUCACUUUCCUUGCUUGUGAAACAUCUGAAUUUCGACACAUCCCUGCAGAAAAGCUUGUUCAGCACCCAAGAGUCGAGAUGUGGCUUUGAUGGUCAGAUUCAUUUUGUAUUUCACAUCCUUGCACUCAGUAGCUGUUCUUUAUCGACUGAUUUCUGCAGUUAAGUAUUUUGUAUUUUACCAUGUAACAGCAGCUUAAAAACAAAACAAAACAAAACAAACAAACAAAAAAAAACAAAAAACAAGAUGGUAUAAGGUGUUGAAAUUAUCAUUCUACAACCAAUAUGCCUUUAAUGCUUUUUCUUGAUGAUCAGUAUGGGUCACUAAGCACUCUGUGACACAGGUCUUAACCGAUCCUCCCAGACGGUUUAGAAAUAAUGAGUCAUCUGUCUGUAUCCGCAUUUUGUCCAGUGGAAAAAAAGAAGAAAUGAGCAUGACUGACUUAUUUUGAUAUGUUUGAAUGUUAUGUCCAUGUACAGCCUUUUAUAGCAACAUUUAUAAUAAACACAAUGUAUGGGGAAAAAAAACAUCACUGUGUUGAAUGUCGUCUGUUGUUGUGCAUGUUGCCCACUGUCAUGUGCUGGCUUAAUAAACUGAGUUCCCACGUGGAGUUGGCCU
Molecule: messenger RNA, 2249 nt
Organism: Myripristis murdjan (pinecone soldierfish)
Lineage: Eukaryota; Metazoa; Chordata; Actinopteri; Holocentriformes; Holocentridae
Gene: cxcr3.2
Product: chemokine (C-X-C motif) receptor 3, tandem duplicate 2
Exons: 2
Coding region: 100-1236 (378 amino acids)
Biological process (GO): immune response; calcium-mediated signaling; positive regulation of cytosolic calcium ion concentration
Cellular component (GO): membrane; external side of plasma membrane
Molecular function (GO): C-C chemokine binding; C-C chemokine receptor activity
Source: RefSeq, a predicted model, not a curated record